Messenger RNA from Helianthus annuus (common sunflower), 1365 nucleotides. RefSeq names its product homeobox protein 2-like. Gene Ontology annotation, molecular function: zinc ion binding; nucleic acid binding. The record is from RefSeq and is a predicted model, not a curated record. The coding region runs from base 1 to 1365 and encodes 454 amino acids. The transcript is spliced from 2 exons. NCBI's taxonomy places the organism in Eukaryota, Viridiplantae, Streptophyta, Magnoliopsida, Asterales, Asteraceae.
AUGUGUAAUUGUCCCGUGGGGGACCGUGUGAAGUAUGCUACGGGCACAUUCGAGGAUAGUGCCCUGACAUGGUGGAAUGCCCAGGUUCAGCUAUUGGGUAUCGAUGUGGCAAAUGCCACUACAUGGGACGAUUUUAAGGAACUCAUAAGGAAAGUGUUUUGUCCUCGGGAUGAGAUUCAGAAACAAGAGAAUGAGUAUUAUGAUCUGAAGAUGGUGGGAUCCGAGAUUGAGAUUGUUCAUUUAGCUCACAAGAUCACCGAUCAGGAGGUGGAGAGUGGUUCGUUACCACCGCGUGUUUCUGUCACUACUGCUGCUACAACCACAGCUACUACGCCUGUUAGUGAUGACAAGCGUAAAUGGAGCGAUACUGACAAAGCAACCAGUGUAAGUCAAUCUCAGAAGAAGCCUGACAACAACAGCACCCGCAGUUUCAGCCAGUCAUCCUCUGUCAACCAGAAUCAGAACCACAGUCAGACUUCCGGUUACGUAGGAAAACAGCCGAAAUGUAAUAAGUGUGGCCUCCAUCACUAUGGCCCGUGUGGCCGAGCAUGUCAACGAUGUGGCAGGGUGGGGCAUAUGGCGAAAGAUUGUAGAGCUCCACACCCUGCUAAUCAACACCAACAGUCCCAGCACCAGCAACAGAGGCAACAACCCCAGCAGAAUCGGGGUAAUCAGAGGGGAUGCUAUCAGUGCGGCAACGAAGGGCACUUCAAGAAGGAUUGCCCACAGCUGAACCAGAAUGCCAAUAACAACAAUGGGGGUAAUCGCCAGAACAAUAAUGGGGGAAACAACAAUGGGCAUAAUGGUGUAAACAACGGGAACAAUGGCGGGAAUGGUGCUCGCGGGAGAGUGUUCACUUUAGGGGCGGGUGACGCAAGGAAUGAUGGCAACGUCGUGACCGAUACGUUCUCUGUCAAUGGUAUUUUUGCUUCUAUAUUAUUCGACUUUGUUGCCGACUGGAGUUAUGUGUCUUUGGAAUUCGGUCGUCAGUUAGGAAUAACUCCAACACCCCUUAAAAACAAACACGUAGUCGAAUUAGCCGAUGGCAAAUCGAUUGAAGCCUUGCAUGUACUUUUAGGAUGUAAACUCGAUCUUCUAGGUCAAGUGUUUGACAUUGACCUUCUCCCCAUUACUCUUGGUAGUUUUGAUAUAGUCGUGGGUAUGGACUGGUUGUCUAAACACAGGGCAGAUAUACUUUGCAAGGAGAAAAUCGUGUGCGUACCACUCCCUAGCGGGGAAUUAUUAUCUGUCCAGGGUCAUCGAAGCGGUGCAACCGUCAAUAUCAUCUCAUCCAUGAAAGCCCAGAAAUGUUUACGGAAGGGCUACCCUGCUAUUCUUGCGCUUGUUACGGAUACUCGGCCAUAG